GUUAUUAUCUUUUUAGUAGGUAUCUACCUACCUAGUCUAUUUCCAGUGCUUGAUGACCUUAUUAUAAAGGCGACGUUAUCUUAUCGCUGUUUAAAAGCAUUUGAUUGCAUAACAAUAUUCAUGAAAUAGGCGAUGUGAGUUAUGCGCAUUCUACUCAGGCCAUUUAUUGCGUCCAGACAAGUAUUGCGGCAGCAACUAAAUAAUAAGGUGAUACCAAUAAAGCUAAGACAUCCUUUUACAACAGCUUUAGUGUGGAGAGCAAUGGAAGAUAAAGAAGCCUUGAAAAAGCGUUUAACACCACUGCAAUACCAUGUCACUCAAGAAGCUGGCACCGAACGACCAUAUACAGGGUGCUUCAAUAAAUUUAACGAAGAAGGAGUGUAUGUGUGUAUAGUCUGCAGACAGGACUUGUUUAGUUCAAACACCAAGUUUGACUCUGGUUGUGGCUGGCCUGCAUUCAAUGAUUGCCUAGCUAAAGAUAAAGUCACUUUGCACCAGGAUACAAGUGCAGUUGGAGCGAAUAUAUUACUAGUUUUAACACGGCCAGGUUUGGUGCGAACUGAGGUGCGAUGCUCCAAGUGCUCCGCGCACCUGGGUCACGUGUUCGAUGACGGGCCGGCGCCCACCAAGAAACGUUUUUGUAUUAAUUCUGCCUCGAUGGACUUCAUACCAGCCGAAGAAAGGAAGGAUUAGCUUGUCUUCAAUACUUUUUUUUUAAAUAAGGGUUCAUCCAUUAAUUAUAUCACACGUUUAGAAAAUGUGACAUGUUUUGACAAGCGGGACAAACUUUGUGACGUCACUAUAACUUAUUUAAAUUAUUUUUUCGCUUUACAGUUAAAUAACAAGUUUUUGGAACGAUAAUCUUUUGUAAUCGAUUAAUUUUCUUUCCUAAUCAGUUUUGGAUUAUAAAAUUUCCAAAUUUUCUUGUGUAAAAAAUAUUUUGAUAAAAUAUUAAUAAUACUUAAUUCGAUUUGCCGAUUUCAUUAAAAAAUGUGACGCCACACCAGGGGGGGGGUUGCCAAAUGUGACCAAGUGUGGACAAGGAGGGGGGGAGGGGUCAAAAAACCUCAAAAUUCGUGUGACGUUAUUAAUGAAUGAACCCUAAUACUUAAUGUCGAUAUGUUACCUGUACUAUAAAAUAUAAAUAAGUAAACAAAUAAGACAAGUGAACAAUUAUUUUAUAAAAGAUCCAGUCCCAAGCAACGUAUAACUCAAACUUGAGAGACUCCAAAUAAUUUAAUUAAAACGAACCAACAUGUUUUAUAAAGUAAGUAAUUUGAUUGUCUUGUUACAUAUGUACCUAUAAUUUCUCGAUCAUUGAUGACUAAUGAACGGCAUUCCUAAGUCGUCAUGUCACAGAUUAAUAAAUAGUUACUACGUAACAGAUACAUCAUUCCCAUACAAAAGCGAAAAUACCUACGCUAUAAUAGCCUACAAAAUCUUAAUAAUAAUACCUGCUGCUCAGGACGAGAAGAAAUGUACCAUAAGUACGCGAACAAAGAGUCGAGACUGCCUUGCUCGCCGUGCGAGUCACGUGCCAACGCGUCAUCGUAAGAAUGCGCUAGGGUUGUACUGUUACUUAUGUUAUUAUUGUAAUAAAACAAAUGUUGCGAAUCAACCAUAUUUUUUAUUAGUCAAUCGAAUAUUUAAAAACAACAAUUAUAUUACCUGACUCAAAAAACUCCUUCAUUUACGAUUUACCUACUUAUGUUCAAAGAAAGAAAUGGUGACAAAAUUCAUAAAGAUAGAUUUAAAAUACUACUCGGUAAAUACGACAAAUUUUCCUUGGUUUUUUGACUUUUACACCCAUCUACUGCACAAUAAUUUCGUGGUUUCGGCAUUUCGAAGCGUAGGCGCGGGAAACGCGCGGUGCGAGCGCUCAGGCGGGCGUUCGGCGGCCCUCUGUCGGUUGAAUCGUCGACGAUACGCCGAGCGGUAGGCAUAUAGCGCGUGGCCUUGAGCGAGUGAAGGAGGCCUGCCUAAUCUUCCGCCGCAACAUAUCUUCGCGCGGCGCGCCAUAUCUUUUGUUUAUUUCUAAUUCCCUGGCUUUACGCCCCUUCUUAAUAGUAAACCUAUCAUUGCCCAUUUUAUAUUUACAGUGUUAGACUACACUAUACACUAAUUGUACUAUAGUAUAGAAUAACUAGGUAUACUAAAGACUGUACACGAUAAAACCUGUCCACGCAUGAUAUGGUAAAUCUUUUAAAUGAGUGUGCAUUUUCAAGCAUCACUUUUUUUAAUAAUUUGUGGUUUACUAUCAUUAGGUACAAAUGGAAAAUUGUCCACUCGAAAUUAUACGUCAAAAUAGAAAAAUGACAAUUUAAAAUACAUCAAUUAGGAAAAUUGUCUAUCCAGCGUAAUGUCGAAAAAUUAUUGUCCAAUAGUAAAAAUGUCAAAUAUGAUACAGGUCAAAAAAUAUUUUGUCCAUUUUUGUUUACGGACACUCAGAAAAAAUAUCAAUUGUAAAUAUGUGUUAUUGUGUAUCUGAUAUGAACAUUCUGAAGUACAAUAAUUUAAAUUUUGAUCUUACUUUAUAUUAAACUAUAUUUACUUUGCGUGUAUUUCAUUUUGCUCAUAAUUUAUAAUGGGCAAAAUUCCAUUAUGGCAUAAUUAAUUUACGACGAUUACAAAUUUGGUUAAAAAUGGUUUUUAGCACAAUUACAUCUUGACUAGAUUCACUUUGGAUACUAUUACUUUUGGUCCAACUUCAGAAUGGUCAUUUCAAGUAGACUAUGUUCCAUUUGUACCUUGUACCUAAUGACAGUAAACCAAACUACAUAAUAAAAUUACAAACUGUUUGGUUUGUCUGUGACUUUGAGCAUUAUAUAUUCCACUGUACCUACCUUUUUUUUUUUUUGGCCACGGUCUUCUGACAGUCUUUACCAAAUUCCCCUUUUUUAGGGUUUCGUACCUUAAAAGGAAAAACGGAACCCUUAUAGGAUCACUCGUGCGUCUGUCUGUCUGUCUGUCCGUCUGUCACAGCCUAUUUUCUCGGAAACUACUGGACCAAUUAAGUUAAAAUUUGGUACACAUAUGUAAGUUUGUGACCCGAAGACGGACAUGUAACGUAAACAUAUGAAUUUUAAACAUGGUAUAUAUUUUUACCGAAUGGACAUAUUCAAGCAGUUCUUUUGUUUAAAUAUUCUGUAUAUAUAGUUCUAUAUUAAAAAUACUUUUGGGGGGUAAAAGAGAAAAUUUAAAAAAAAUAUUUUUAAACUAUAUCGUGUUGUAUAUCAAAUGAAAGAGCUUAUUGUGAGAAUCUCAAAUAUAUUUUUUUAUAAUUUUAGGAUAAACAGUUUAGAAGUUAUUCACGAAAAUAGGCAAAAAAUGAGCAUCCCCCCCCCUUUAUCUCCGAAACUACUGGGUCUAAAAUUUUGAAAAAAAUACACAAGAUAGAUCUUUACCUAUAGAUCACAGGAAAACUUAUUAGAAAUGUGCAGUCAAGCGUAAGUCGGACUUAAUUAUUUAGUUUUUGAUCCAACCCCUGUGUCCGAAAGCUUAAAGUUCCGAUUUUACACUUUUCCGAAAAUAUUUUUUUCCGAAUUUCUAAAUUCCGAAAAAUCAUUCUCCGAUCGGAAAUAAAAUAAUUCGAUAUUCAGAAAUUCGGUCUUUUGUAAGGUCGGAAAAAUGAAAUUAGUGGUAUUCAAUUCAAAUUACACUCACGUUUUACUUUAGUAAUUCGGUAUUCAGAAUUCGGUUUUUUGUAAGGUUGGAAAAAUGAAAUCCGUGAUAUUCAAAUGAAGACUCACGUUUUAGUAGUUAUUACACGUGCCUGUCGUGGCGCAUCAUGUUAAUUUCGGCAUAAAAAAAUAAGCAAGAACUGCGACUGUUGCCAGAAGUUGGUUAGGUUAGGUUAGAACUGCGACCCCCAAGAAAACGAACUGUUGCCAGAAAAGUGGGUUAGGUUAGGUGAGAACUGUGUUUUUUUUUUACUGUUGCCAGAAAAAUGGAUUAAGUUAGGUUAGAACUGCGACCCUCAAGAAAACGAACUAUAUCAAUAUAUUCGAAAUAUCGUUAUUUGGAAAUAAAAAAAUUGGGAUAUUUAAAAUAGGAAUCACGUGAUUCCUAUUUUAAAUAUCCCAAUUUUUUUCAAAUUCGAAAUAAGGGCUAUUCAGAAUUCGUUGUUAAAUUCGGUGUUUGUCACCAUCGGAAUUGUUAUAAUCGGAAUUAUGUGCUUCGGAAUUUAAAAUUUCGGGUUAAUGGCAAUUCGGAAUUCGUGAUUUCAAAAAUCGUAAUUGUUAAAUUCGGUGUUUGUCACCAUCGGAAUUGUUAUAAUCAGAAUUAUGUGUUUCGGAACUUACAAAAUUCGGCUUUUUGGGUUUUCGGAAAUAUAAAUCUUCGUGAUUUUCAUCAUUCGUAAUUACCACAGUCGGAAUUUUGAUGGGUCGAGCAUUUAAAAAUCGGAAUGAUAAAAUUCGACAUUCUAAAAUUCGGAAUAAAAGUUUUCGGAAUGUUGUAGUGUACCCGCACAAAACAGCUUGUAAAAAUAUAAACACAAUUGUGGCUCUGUAGCAGGAAGCGAGUGAAGAUACUGAAAAUUAUCAAAAAACUCUGGACAAAUAAAUAAUUAAAGAUAUGAUGGAAUAUAUUCGGCGAAAACUCACACACGCCCGUACAUUGUGAUAUGAUUGUAUUUUUAAUAUAGAACUAUAUAUAGGUAUACAGAUUAUUUAAAUAAAAGUACUGCUUGAAUAUGUCCAUUCGGUAAAAAUGUAUACCAGAUCAUGCAUGACCGGAUUUUAUCGUGUACAGUCUUUAUAGAGUACUUACGAACCAAUAUUAUUUAGUUAAUAUGCAAGAGCACAAAGUUGUACAUGUUCACUGAUAAGUGAUAACCCAGUGAAAGAAGCCACCAAAAAUCAAUUCACAUGAUUCGCAAGUGGUGGUAAAAUAUAAACGUUUACCGCUGCGAGCUGCGAGGCCUUUGAGGCUCGAUAUGAUAAACAACUGCUCUCGAGAGCGAAAUAUAACCUUUUUCAACUCACCACUUAAAUAAGUUUGUUUCAUGGGUGUAUUAAAAAAAUGUACCUAGUUUAGCGUGGUUAAGGACCGGUUACGUAAAUUAACCAUGUAAGUCAUAAUGUGUUGUAUUUAUUGUACUUAAUUCAUACACAUGUAGGUAAGUUUAUAGCAUAAGCCAACACACUCCCAUACAUAUAACUUAAAUAAAAACUGAAACUGAAUCAAUUAACUUAAAUCUAAUUACAGGUCCUUAUAGCUACGUAUGUACAACUUCUUUGCACUUCACCAUCAUGAUAUUCAUGAUACGUAUUCCGUUAUGAUCAAGCUUAUUUUUCCUUUACAGAAUAAAAGUCACUUUUGCCACUAUUUUCAAAACAUAAAGAGCGUGUUCUUUCUGUAUUAAUUAAAAAUAGUCGUGCAGUCUUAUCUCGCGCUGUCGCGUCACGGCGCCUUCGUGCUAAGGCAGCCUGGUGAGGUGAAAAAUAUAUAUUGCGUCACAAUACUAGAUGUAUACAAAUACCUAAUGCAAAAUGGUCUUAGUCGCGAUCUUGGUAGAACAUUUUAAAAUCUUGUUAAGUCAGCAGCAGAAAGCAGUGAAGAUGAGGUAGCUAAAAAAUAAAUCCGCAAGGUUCUUAGUUCCUGUAACAAUAAACUAGUUCUCAUUCGAACACCUUGUUACCCCUAAUCUCUGCUGCAGAGUGCACCGACGCGACGGCCCAUAACCUCUUCUGGAUACAAAAAUACUUCCGUACAUUUUUAACAAAUGUUGGUAUGUAUUAUUAUUCUUUAGUUACAAUUUCCUAAGGCAACAGAUAGUGUUAGUGUAAUAACAGUCAUCAUAAAGUUACCACAAUUAUUAAGUCAUUGUUUUUACUAUUUUAUCUAUUUCAAGUGUUUGAUUAAUUUUAAGAGCGAUUUUUAACAAUAAUACCUAUUUAGUGUUAACUAUUUAUUUAAUUCGACCGCGAUGUAUAAUUUUUGUCUAAUACAUAUUGUCAACAUAACUGAAAUAAAAUAUUUUGAUGUAUUA
Molecule: messenger RNA, 5992 nt
Organism: Cydia strobilella
Lineage: Eukaryota; Metazoa; Arthropoda; Insecta; Lepidoptera; Tortricidae
Gene: SelR
Product: methionine-R-sulfoxide reductase B1
Exons: 4
Coding region: 142-693 (183 amino acids)
Biological process (GO): response to oxidative stress; protein repair
Cellular component (GO): cytoplasm
Molecular function (GO): peptide-methionine (R)-S-oxide reductase activity
Source: RefSeq, a predicted model, not a curated record